GGCAGCUGCUGUGUGGCGAAGACCGUGUUGUGGGCAGCUGCUGUGUGGCGAAGACCGUGUUGUGGGCAGCUGCAAGUCUUCAGAGAUGUCAUCACCAGCAGCAACACGCCAAAACAAUGUCUGCAAAGAUAAAAUGUGGAUCGCCAUGAAGCUGAGGCAAGGCCAAGGGCAGCCAGAGAGACUAUCUUUCCCUGGUGUACAAGUGAAGGUACAACUCUCAGUUUAACAACGCGGCCCACAGUGGCAAGGUGUUCAAGAUGGUGGUAGACCUGAACGGGGUGCGAGAUACAGUAAUAGGAGCCACGACAGUAGCCUUGCUACCAGUGCUACGGCUACUUCUAGUCAGUGUAUUUCCUGAAGCUGGUCAAGAGCAAUAUGCAUUAAAUGGUCCUCUGUCUGCUCAGUACGACUUUAUUAUCGUGGGUGGAGGCACAGCAGGUUGUAUACUAGCAGCCAGACUAUCAGAGGUACCUGAGUGGAGGGUGCUGCUACUUGAGGCAGGAGGACCUCCACCCCUGGAGUCCAACGUUCCAGCCUUCCUGCCCAUCUCUUACAUUCCUGGCUACACCGAGGACUGGGGCUACUCCACCGUCCCUCAGAAAUAUUCCUCCCAGAACUUUGCCAAUCACGCAGCAAGGCAGCCCCAGGGUAGAGUGCUGGGUGGUGGUUCCACUGUCAAUGGCAUGAUGUAUGUCAGAGGUAACAGGAGGGAUUUUGACCGGUGGGCAGCCUGGGGUAACCCAGGUUGGGACUACCUGAGUGUCCUUCCAUAUUUCAUCAAAGCUGAGGACUACCGUGGGGAGGUCCAGCAAACUGAGGCCUUCCAUGGGCGCAGUGGACCCAUUGGUGUCACUCCAGGACCGAUGACACCCCUCACACGAGCCUUCAUACAGGGGGGCCAGGAGCUAGGCUAUCCUGUCAUUGAUUACAACGGCCCAGAACAACUAGGAUUUUCCGUGACAUAUUUUUCAAUUAAAGAUGGGGUCAGAUCUUCAACAGCCAGGGAAUACUUAAAACCUGCGAACAAACGUCCCAAUCUUCACAUCCUGCACAGUGCUACUGUUCAUAGGGUUAUUUUCCGCGACAAAAGAGCUGUUGGCGUCAGAUUUGAAUACAAUAAAAAAAUGUUAACAGUGGGAGCGCUGCGUGAAGUCAUAAUGUCUGCUGGGCCGGUAGCAUCACCCAAGUUACUCAUGUUGUCAGGGGUCGGACCCAAGGAACAUCUCCAGCAGCAUAAACUGAAGGUGGUGGCAGACAUACCAGGAGUCGGCCAGAAUGUGCACGAUCAUGUUGAAAUUUUAGGUCUCAGCUGGUUGGGCGUUAAAGGCACAUCUUCUCUAGGCUUACUGGAAACAUUCAACCCCAUUGCAAUCAAGCAACACAGAGCCACCAGACAAGGACCUGUGGGUGCAGCACCACUGAAUUUCCUGAACGCUUGGGUAAAAGUGUCACAAGAAGGCGAUCCAUUAUGGCCCGACAUGCAACUGUUUUUCAAUGGUGCCACUAUAGCAUAUGACAAGGGUACUAUAAAUUCUGGCUUUUGGGGAUUUGAUAAAAAGAAAUUUAAAGAGUACAUGGGUGAAAUAUUGGGAAGAGAAGGAUUCUGUAUCAGACCCAUCCUUGGUCUACCCAAGAGUAGAGGAACCAUCACGCUUAAGUCGACAAAUGUACAUGAUCAUCCAAAUAUUGAUCCUCAGCUUCUGUCACAUCCAGAUGAUGUCAAAGCCCUUGUUAAAGGGAUAAAGGUCGCCUUGGCAAUGGGCAACACUUCAGCCUUCAUCCACAACUUUGGAGCAAAGUUUUAUGAUAAGCCUCUCCCUGGGUGCACUGGUGAAAUAUAUGGUUCCGAUUCCUACUGGGUUUGCUAUGUCCGUCACAUGUCUACAACUUUCUACCAUCUUACUGGGGGCUGUAAGAUGGCACCAGCUUCAGAUCCUUAUGGUGUGGUGGAUCAUACACUGAGGGUUCGUGGAGUUGGAGGACUGAGAGUAGUGGAUGCCUCCAUUAUGCCAUUUAUUACUAAUGGUAAUACAAAUGCUCCUACUAUUAUGAUAGCCGAGAAGGGCAGUGACAUGAUAAAACAAGAGUGGAAGCGCUCGGCAGGACUGAAUAUAUAAAUCAGAUCUAUCAAAUCAAGGACUGGUCUUAAACUGGCCAUGGUACCUUCCCAGGUAUCAUAAAUGUUAAUAUUGAUCAAUAAAGUAAGAUUGUGUGUAUGUAUAUUAAAGAAUUGUAUGGUAAUAAAUGUGUGUAAAUAAAUAAAUUUGUUCAACAUUUUAAUUUAUUAAAUUGUACCACUUAAUGAAUGCAGAAACCUUCCUUUCUCUAAGGCACUAGAAUUGUAGGGGUUAUACAGUACUUACGGAAGAAUCAGGUCUAACUCUUAAUCAGAAGAGUCAUUUACUCAGGAAAAAAUUCUUGAACUAGACAUCACCUUCCUUGGAUUGAACAUAAUUACUACUCUCAUUAUAUAUAUAUAUAUAUAUAUGUUUUAUAAUCCUUGUGGGUUCAAUACUUCCCAUAGUUUAUGGCCUUAAUUUUAAUAAUGAAUACUCAACUUGGAUCAUCCGGAUUGCUAGCUGCCUUCCUAUUUUAUAGACUGAUGAAGGAAUAUUAAAUAGUACAUUAUUCUUUUCAUGAAUAUAAUUAAUUAUCAAUAUUCAUAAACCUGGCUAGUCAAUCUCUAUUAUUAUGUGGAAGGCAUUCAGGGAACUGGAGCACAGAUCCAAUUGCCUAAAUCAAGAGCCCCUCACCAACAUCAAGGAACCUUCCUUGAGGGGUCUCUACCCCACAAGUUAAAGUAAAUUUGUACUAAGAGUAUCAACCAUCAUGAGCUUCAUUCCUUACAAAUGUUUACUGGAAACCAUAGCCAUUAAGUGCCUAUCUACUCUAAA
Molecule: messenger RNA, 2894 nt
Organism: Cherax quadricarinatus
Lineage: Eukaryota; Metazoa; Arthropoda; Malacostraca; Decapoda; Parastacidae
Source: RefSeq, a predicted model, not a curated record